GGACCUGAUUGGGCCGUAACAGCAGCCCUGUUGCGCCUCCAUUGGCCCAAAACCACAUCAAUCUGGUCAUUUCCAGGUCCCCCCUCAAGUUUGAAACUUUUUUUUUUUUUUUUUACAAGCUAGAGUCGGGUUUCACCUAAACAAGCUCUGGCAACCGAUCUCACUGGCGGCCGAGGGAAUAAAAUACUCUUUGAAUAAUUCACACAUGUAUGCCCAGCGUAGGGUUAUAGCGAGAACAGCCAGAGGAGCACCCGAGACGACAAGCAACGGGCGGGCGAACAUGCUGUGAAACACCGUUCGCCGCUGCCUCGCCGGGAGGGAUGAAGACCAGAUAGAAAGAGUUGAGAUAAGUUUGUCUUGUGGCCGUCUGAGCGCUCUUGAGUGGAUACAGACAAGAGUUGACCAUGGACUCCUUUAGCACAAAAAGCUUAGCCCUGCAGGCACAGAAGAAGCUGAUGAGCAAGAUGGCAACCAAGAGCAUGGCUAACCUUUUCAUUGACGACACAAGCAGUGAAGUGCUGGAUGAGCUGUAUCGGGUCACUAAGGAGUACACCCGCAACCGCAAAGAGUCCCAGAAGAUCAUCAAGAACCUGAUCAAGAUGGUGGUAAAGUUGGGGGUGCUCUAUAGGAAUAACCAGUUCAGCAGCGAGGAGCUGAUCCUUGUGGAAAACUUCAGGAAGAAAGUCCACACGCUGGCCAUGACGGCAGUCAGUUUCCACCAAAUCGACUUCACCUUUGACCGCCGCGUGAUGAGCGCCCUGUUGAACGACUGCCGCGAACUGCUGCACCAGGCGAUCAAACGCCACUUGACAGCCAAGAGCCACUCACGCGUCAACCACGUCUUCAAUCACUUUGCCGAUUGCGACUUCCUGGCUGCUCUGUACGGGCCAUCCGAAGUUUAUCGCGCUCACCUGCAGAGAAUCUGCAACGGCGUCAACAAGAUGCUCGACGAGGGAAACCUUUGACCUCUGCUUGAGGCUCCCCUUUUCAUCUUAAAAAGCCUCCCUCUUCCUUUCACCUCCCAUCUUGGAGGAUAUUUUGAGUUUAAGAUGACAAUCGGGAACUUUUCUCCACGUAUUGGUUGGUUUGUGCCUUCCUCUCAAAACAUGAUCAUAACACUGAAGUGCUUUUUUUUGCCUAGUCUUUCUAUUUUCUUUUUGCUUUUGUGUCAAAGCAAGCAUAGCCAUUGCAAAUGAAUGUAAGAUGCAAAUGUAUAGGAGCCGCUGUGACUUAAAUGCCUUCCUACUCAUUCCAAGGACACAACGCUUGCUGUCUCAGAGAUGAGAAGUGAAUCCCUGAACAGGCAGUUUUAUCUCUAUAAACAAUUACUCAAAAAGGAAAGAAAUGUCUAUGCUAUUUCCAAAUAUGGAAGACAUAAAGGCUCUUUUUUUUUUUUUUUUUUUUUUUUUUUACAUAUAUUU
Syngnathoides biaculeatus (alligator pipefish) is the source of this 1421-nucleotide messenger RNA. RefSeq names its product tumor necrosis factor, alpha-induced protein 8-like 1 (gene tnfaip8l1). Lineage: Eukaryota; Metazoa; Chordata; Actinopteri; Syngnathiformes; Syngnathidae. Gene Ontology annotation, biological process: regulation of apoptotic process. The record is from RefSeq and is a predicted model, not a curated record. The transcript has 3 exons. Bases 405 to 965 code for a protein of 186 amino acids. Gene Ontology annotation, cellular component: cytoplasm.